AUGGGAGUCCUUUCGGUGUACAUUAAUGUGGUCCUUUUACUAUGCACUUUUUGGCUAAAUCCUGUUUCGAGCAAAGGUUUAUCGUAUAUGUACAAACAUCCAGAACUGCCGUCAAAUUUUGAGGAAAUUAAGUUAUCAGAUAAUUCAUUUUUAGAAACCUUUCAAGCAUAUAAUGAUUAUGAUGCUCUUAAACAUAUAUGGAUAACUUCGGAUGCUACCAGUUCCAAUAAAGCUAAAAGGUUUCCAGUUAGGUGGGAUUUAAAACAAGCCUAUGUCAAUCCAGGUUUUAACAAUGAUAUGUGUCUAGCCAUUACAGAAACAGGACCUGCAAUGAUAGCUCGUCAACUUGACCAAGAAUUCUCAUUAAACGGAACAUCAAAACUAGUAUUACAAUAUGAAGUAAAAUUACAAAAACCAAUAAGUUGUGGUGGCGCCUUCAUUAAGUUAUAUCCAUUUUUAUCAAGAGAUCAAAUUGAACAAUUUGAUCCAGAACAAGAUUAUAAUGACGAAAUGAUUCUUAUGUUUGGUCCAGAUAUUUGUAUUCCAAAUUAUGAUGGUGUUCGACUUGGUUUAAAAAAAAUGAACCCUUUAAGCAAAAAAUCAGAGAUAAGCCAGAUGACUUAUCCUCCAAGGUCAAGACUUGACAAAGAAUUCAGAACACAUUUGUAUACUUUAAUUCUGGACAGUGCAACACAAAAUUAUGAAAUAAGAAUUGAUGGUGUUGUAAACUAUGCAGGCAAUUUACUUGAAAAGGGAAAAUUUGAACCAGGUUUUCAAAGUACAGAAUUAAUUCCUGAUCCAGAUGACAAAAAACCAACUGACUGGGAUGACAGGGAAACUAUUGAUGAUCCUGAUAGUAUUGAACCAUCGGACUGGAAUGAAAAUGAACCGCAAUAUAUCCCUGACCCAAAUGAUUACAAACCUAUAAAUUGGGAUGAAAGUAUCCCAGAAUAUAUCCCUGAUCCAGAAAGAGUACAGCCAACUUGGUGGGAGAGUAGUAGAGAUGGUGACUGGAUCGCUCCAUUUAUAAAAAACCCAUCUUGUUAUCAAGCUAAUAGUUGUGGCCAAUGGAAACCAAAGAUGAUAAUAAAUCAGAAAUAUAAGGGUGAUAUUAUUUCUCCUAAAAUUGUUAAUCCUAAUUAUAAAGGUGUUUGGAAACCGAAAAUGAUCAAUAACCCAGAUUUUUAUCAAGAUAAGAAACCGGCUAAUUUUAAUAAGAAAAUAGGAAGUAUAGUUUUUGAAUUUUUAAGCGGUUCAAAAGAUAUGUUAAUUGAUAAUAUAUAUAUUGGGUAUGAUAUUAGAGAAGCUGAAAUGGUUGGAAAUAUUACGUUUAUUCCAAAGAUGGAAUUAGAAAAAAGAGAAAUAGAACUACAGUUAAGAAAGUUAGUUAAUAUUAAAGAACCAAUGAAACCUUCGAUUAAUGACGACGACGAAUUAGAAAAUAUAUUUGAUUUUAUUUUUGAUUAUAUAUUUGAAAAAUACUAUUUGUUGCCAGAAACAGUUAAGAACAAUAUAUGGACAGCAUUUUUAUCCUUAUUUGUGAUAUUUGUAUUUAUAAAAGUAACAGAAUUAUGGGGGAUUAAGAGAACAACACAUAUCCAAGAUAAUAAAAAAGAAUCUUUAAAAACUACCAAGUUUAUUGAGAAAAAGGAAAUAAAACCUAAUGAUUAA
Messenger RNA from Vanderwaltozyma polyspora DSM 70294, 1671 nucleotides. Its product is annotated as calreticulin family protein. The transcript has a single exon. NCBI's taxonomy places the organism in Eukaryota, Fungi, Ascomycota, Saccharomycetes, Saccharomycetales, Saccharomycetaceae. The coding region runs from base 1 to 1671 and encodes 556 amino acids. The record is from RefSeq and is a predicted model, not a curated record. Gene Ontology annotation, biological process: protein folding. Gene Ontology annotation, cellular component: endoplasmic reticulum membrane; endoplasmic reticulum. Gene Ontology annotation, molecular function: calcium ion binding.